Pomacea canaliculata is the source of this 12146-nucleotide messenger RNA. Its product is annotated as nuclear factor 1 X-type-like. The coding region runs from base 704 to 2953 and encodes 749 amino acids. The record is from RefSeq and is a predicted model, not a curated record. The transcript is spliced from 12 exons. Gene Ontology annotation, molecular function: DNA-binding transcription factor activity, RNA polymerase II-specific; RNA polymerase II cis-regulatory region sequence-specific DNA binding. Lineage: Eukaryota; Metazoa; Mollusca; Gastropoda; Architaenioglossa; Ampullariidae. Gene Ontology annotation, biological process: regulation of transcription by RNA polymerase II. Gene Ontology annotation, cellular component: nucleus.
UUGACAACAACAAUACCUCCUUCUCUUAAAACACAGGAAGGCUGCAAUCGGGGAACGUGGAGGUGUAAAUAGCUGGCCCAGUUUCGAAUUAACGUUUGGCAUUUCCUGGGGUGAAGCACCGUGUGAUUCUUUCAAACUUAAGGUUAUUUUCUAAUCGAUGAACAUGAAGGAGAGCUUGCCACUGCAGCUAAAUGGAUAGCGCAGCUGAAAAUGACUAUGGUAAGUUUCCUACACUUAUCGGCCCGCGAGGUGCUCGCGCAGUGUAGUGUUUCGGUUUAGUAUGUGGACGUUCGAUUAUGCAUAAUCUUCCAGAUUUCUUGAAGUAAAAUUCAUAUCAAGUGCAUAGUUUAUAAAGUUGUUAGAAUUCAUCGUAUUGAGAGAGGAAUUGCCUCUUCUUUUGCGGACUAUUUUUCAAGAUGGCUGCCUUGCUCGGAAUCAUGUUAUGACGUGCUUCUUCAAAUAGACAUGAUACACACACACACUCGGACAAGCUGAAUUGGUGCUUUCGACUUCUUUGGUGGAGUGCUGUGCUUAAUUUGCUGGGAACUACGUAGUACAAGCUCGAAGUACUUUUCGUGAACGCUUGCAUUUUGUUAUGCGUAAUCCCGCAGAAAGCAAAAGUUCGAAAUCGUCCCGCACGUCGUUGUGACUUUUGCGCUGUCUGUGGAUUCAUGUGUCUGUGUGCUUUCGACAAGGAACAUGGAUGUCGAGGAAUUCCCUGAUCCGUCUUCACCUACACACGACUCACAGACAUAUUCUCAUGGAUGAAUUUCAUCCAUUUAUCGAGGCACUUCUGCCUCAUGUCAAGGCCUUCUCCUACACAUGGUUCAACCUGCAGGCUGCCAAACGCAAAUAUUUCAAGAAACAUGAGAAGCGCAUGUCCAUGGAAGAAGAACGCAGGGUCAAAGAAGAAUUACAGAAUGAGAAGGCGGAGGUAAAGCAGAAGUGGGCCUCGCGGCUUUUAGCAAAACUACGCAAGGACAUCACCCAAGAGUGUCGAGAAGACUUUGUGCUCAGCAUCACUGGUAAGGGUCCUCCAGUGUGUGUGCUCAGCAACCCUGACCAGAAGGGAAAAAUGCGACGCAUUGACUGUCUACGCCAGGCAGACAAGGUGUGGCGUCUGGACCUGGUCAUGGUCAUUCUUUUCAAGGCCAUCCCUUUGGAGAGCACAGACGGUGAGCGCCUGGAGAAGGCCCGUAGCUGUGUCCACCCAAACCUAUGUGUGAACCCACAUCACAUUAGUGUGUCUGUGCGGGAACUGGAUCUCUACCUGGCCAACUUUAUUCACAGCUAUGUGCCUGAUCCCAGAGUGGAUUAUGCAGACUUGCCUAUGAAUGGUGACCCUGAUAUCAAGGUUCCAGGCAACAUCCACUCAGGGGUUUCUGGUAAUGACAGCAUCAUGGCUACUGGGGUUUUCUCGGCCAGAGAGCUUCUUCGGGUCACACGAUCCUCCAUUAUGAUGCCACAGAAUGGCACGCAUGGCAUGGUGCCCCAGACUCGCUUGGACAGUCCCAGCAGCUAUUACAGCUACAGCCCUCAUGCCCAAGAUCCAGGCCAGCCCACAAUGGUCUCCCUUCAUCCUGCUCUACCCAAUGGCCAGCCUGGUGCCCUCAGCCCAGCCGGCAACCCCCACAAGCGCCUCAAGCGCACGACUAUGUCCUCAAUUUCGUCAGCCGAGGAAGAUGUGGAGAGUGUUGGUGAAGAAGGGGAGAAUUUGAGCGGGUACUUUGCGAAGUCUGCAGCAGGCCUGACAGCCCAUCAGUGGCAGGGGGACCAUGUGGAUCACAGUGUGGCCCAGUCCCCAACCCCCCACAUCUUCCAGUCCUCCCUCCUGCAUACCCAGCUAAAAGGAAAGGGCAGCUCUGCAGGCUUUGUGCCAGUAAGCAGUGCCCCUCAUGGAGAUGGCAGCAGCGAUUCCAGUGGCAGUCUUCAGACAGCAACAUCCCCACCCCAGCCCCUCAUCUCCCACACCCUGGGAACCAUACUACCCCGCCCCCAGCCACAGACCACACCCCCUGAAGUCAGCCCAGCCAUGUCACAGUCUCUGGGCAUAGGGAGUAACCCUGGAGGUGGGCCACAUCAUGGAUCUAUGAAAUACAGUGACAAUCCCCAGGGCCCCGACACUUUUACUGACUUCGUCACUCUCGUAUGUCAAGAGGCCCAGAGCACUCAAAAUCAACACCAAUCUGGGCAAUCCUCACCUCCACUGAAGAGCCCAACAAAGUUAUCGCAGUUCUUCUCUCCGGGUAUGCUGCCUCCCCCACCUCCACCCCCACCAAAUUUGGCACGACCUGUGGCCAUUCAUCGAACCUCAGAUGGUCAGAGCACUGUUGUUUCUUCGGCAAACAUGCCAACCUCUACAUCAGCCUCAAACAGCUCAGUGAGUGGCAGCACACAGGGUGGGGGGCUGACAAGCUCUCCCUCCACUCCUCCCCCAAGUCGUGGCGUUGUGUCUAGUCCAUUCACCGUCCUGUCGUCUCGCCCUGAGCAUGCUUUCUCCCAUAUACACCCACAGGGUCAUCAGGUCUUUACUUACCCCAGUCUUAGUCCUGUGAAUGCCAUCAGUGGAGUUAUCUCCCCUACCACGCUGAGCUUGAUAGCAUCGCCAAUGGCAACACCACGCACCACUCCCCGCUCCACACCCAUUCCACGGUGGACCACGCCUUUCAUCCCACUGGAUGAAAAUGUGGACUACAGCAUGCUGGCUAACAUCAUGCCAACCGUGAAUCCAGACGAGGCACUCUUGUCUGAGGAGCGUUACUUCUCGGCAGUGCAAAGUGCUGAAGGAAUGGACUCGGGAAAUGGGAACGGAGGCCACUCUAGCCACACAAGUCAGACUGUGUCACCAGCGUCCUCACACGGCCCACCUCCCACCGCCCACCCCCAUGCCAGCCCCCUCCCACCAAGUGGCAACUCACCCAAACCGCACACCCAGUCUCAAGGCACCACCUGAUGCUGUGAGGCUUCAGCAGGACAACAGAUACCUCGGGUGUUUCGUCAUACACCCUACUGUAGAUGGAGAGAGACACUGGCUCCACCUAGUGCUUUGCUUGGCUGUGAUACAAGUCUUAUUACAAACACUGUAUCUGCACCUCACAGUGGGGUGCCAGACAGAAUGUUUUUUUUUUACUUGGACUCCUGUUAAUUUUAUUCCUACUAUUUUUUCAGUUUGUGUGAUAUGAUACAGAGCUCCUUGUUAUCAUCGUGUAUUUCAAUAGUAGUGAUGAUGAUAAUGAUGGUGACAGUUGUGUUUUACGACGAUAUCAAAUAAUUUUUUAAUUGUACUGGUGGAUUCCUUUUUCCCUUGAAGUCAUGGCUAACCCUUAAUCCAGGUUAUAUUGUUUCUUCCCUUUCUUCCUCCCUUAACUGCCUCCCUCCUCCAACCCCCAACCUUUAUCGUAGAAUCAUUUCUUGUAAUGAAAUUUGACAACUGUGUGGUCUUGUGGCUUAAUCUAGUUGCUUUGUAUCCACUGCAGCAGCAGUUUUCCAUUUCUAACGUUUGUAUCCCUCUCCAGGAUCCUAGUGGCUAUCAUGUUUGUAUCAGUCUCCAGGAUCCUAGUGGCUGUCCUACCAUAGGGAGGGGUAUGGAGAAAGAAAGCUGUUACUAGGCUGCAUCCAGUUCCUUUGUGUCCUGUUACUUAGACACUUUGAAGUCUUCUCUCCUCAUUCUCACAUACUUUAUUGCAAGUGUUUAUGUGAAAGCUUUAUUUAGUAUCUGUGUUUAUUGAUACAUUCGCUCAACAAAUGUGCUGUCUUUUUUGGUUUAGAACAAGAUCCAAUAUGGCUCACUAAUUUGUAGAGGGGAAGGUCUAGAAACAAAUUGUACUGAGCCAAAGAACAGAAGGGAAGUUACAGGCAUUCUCUCUGGAAUUUUUAAUUUUUGGGGGAUUCUGAAAAUAAGCAAAAAUCAUGGCAAGGGUGUAAUUUCUGCAUGGUUAAGCUCAGAACCCAGUAAGCUGUAGACCAUGUGAAAGAAGGUGCAUUAGUGUGGGUUGUGUUGUCUCUUUACAUUUUAAAAAAAUUUAUGAACUGUUUGGGGUUUUUUUUUUCAAAUGUGUUUGUAAUUGGACAAUUUCCCUCUCUGAACUUCUGAGGAAGAUAUGCUUUCUUCUGUUACUUUGUCCUUCUCAAAUAUGGCUACCAUCUGACUUUCCAGUUUCUUUGGAAGUAACAUCCUCCUUUUGGGCUUUAUCAACAAAUGGAGAUCUUUUGUAUGAGAAAUAUUUUGUCUGAUGUCUUUGAGGAGUUUUUGAGAAAGAGCUGCAAUGAAGAUUUUAUGAGCUUCUGCUGACUUUGUGCGAUUUGGUAGGAACAUUAAUUGAAGAAAUUUUAAGAGCAAAAAAAUAGAUGAAAAAUUUACUAAGGUCACAGGUCUUUUGAGGAUGAGGUGCUUAGCAGUACAUUAUGUGACGUAUAAUAGGUAUUUUCACUGUUGUUGUUUUUUGAUACAAGUGUGUUAGUAGUUCAUCACGAAAAAGUGCAAUAUCCGUAGAGUAUGUCAUCUAUAUAAUUCUUGAGAUACUAGAGAAUAUUCUUGCUUGGGAUAUGUUUCACAUAGUGCAUCUAUAUCACUAAUCCCUUGUCCUCUGUUAAGAAUAAUAUUUGAUCUAAAAAUAAAACCAGCAAUGCAUGAUGCUAACACAUAUAUGACUGGUGUGAUGGUAACUUCUGUAACUAUUAGGGAGACACCCCACUUAACCCCCGUGCUAGAUGUGGUAAAAUCAUGUAAAAUACGUUUAUUAAAAUUCUGUAUAAAUUCUGGACCUAGUAUCAGAAGAGAAAGACCAAAGAAUCGGUGAUCUGUAAUAUCUUCCUGUUGUAACCUGGGAGCACUGGACUAUUUUUCGUCGAAACAAGUAUGCUAAGAGUGGGUUGGAAUACCCAGUGGCCAGUCAUGUCUGUGACAGUGUGCGCUUGGUGGUUUUUUUAUCUGUCGGGCUUUUAUAAUGUGUAUUUUGUGUCAGUUUGCAUGUUGCAAUCAGCUUGUGUAUCAUUGUCAGUUGGUGUGUCAGUUGAUGUGGCCCCUUCCUUGAGGGUCUUGCUGGAAAAUGGGAACAUCCAGAUUAGUAACAGUCGGCUAGAUGGUCACCAGAUAGCAGUGUGUGAUAAAAAUGUUUUGAGAAUGGCCGUGAAAAUUCACUGUCCUAAAGAAGUAUUCUUACAGCUUGCAAAGUGCUGAAAGCUUGCUGUUUCUUGUCAUCUAACCUCAGUAAGGGCAGCUAAUGCAGUUCUUGUUUGUUCAUCAGGAAGUGAGGUUUAAAAAUGCAGAAAUUUAGGAUCUAGCAAGUGUUUCCAAGAGCUGCCUGCAGUUGAAGCAAAGGAUGUGAUUAUUAGUGCUGCUUACAGCACUGUUGUUAGUGUACUGUUGAUCAAAAGGCUAUCCCUUUCUUUUCUUCCAACAGGCAUUAUUAGCGCAGUUUAUAGAUUGCCAUGCCCUUUAGCAUGACUUGUGAAUCCGUAUUUGUUUUUCAGUUGGUGGACGUUAUUCUAUAUGUGGUCAAAUGAAAUGUUUUGGCUUUUAGUUCUGAGGAAAAAUCAGGUUAUAACUGUUGUGAUGCCCUUUGCCUCAGUUGCUGUCAUUUUUCCAGGUUUCCUUGUACAGUCUUGAGCUUUAUCUAAAACGUGCAGAUAAUUUUACCACCAUUAACUGGAAGUUUCUUGCAAGAAGUCACCCUGUAUGUCACUGUGGUUUGUGACUUCAACACUUGUUAAAGUAUGCAAAGAAUCUCAUGUGAUCAUGCAUGUUGUCAGACCCACUGGCUGUCUUUUUAUAUCCAUGUUCUGUGGCAAGAGCCUGUCCUUACAGUGACAGAGCAGCAGCAUGCUGUUGGUGAGGAGUUUAAAGUAUUAGUUGUUGUAACAUACAGAACUAUGCAAAUGUUUUUAACUUGCCCUUUUGGAUCUUGGCAACGCAUAAGCAACUUGGUACUUCCUUUUGAGGAUUUAUGUUGAGAACAGCUUUUCACUGAGGGGAAAGGAAACUGGAAGCUGGGUGCCUGGGGCAUGUGCGUCGAGUCAUCAGCAGAUCCACAGAAGGAGAGUAGUUUACAUUUAUGCUCACUGGCUUGAGCUGGCAUUUGUGACUGUUGAGUCAUAAAUGAUUUGAACAAGUUUCAGUGCUGUUAAAAUAGUCCCAUGUGGAAGAUAUCUUCCCAAAGUCCACUCUUUGAGAGAUAGAUGACCCACACAUGGACUCUAGUUACAUCUUAAAGUGUGGAUAGAUACAUUGAUGUACUGUCAUGACACUGACAGCAACUGAGAAUGUAAGUGCUCUUUAUAGUCAAACCUUGUUUGAAUUAUCACCAGUGGUCUGGCCCCAAAAUUUGUAAACACGUUGGCAAGCUGACAAAAUCUAGGUACUCAACAUAUCACCAUACUGUUAACCAUAUCUGUUUUUUCCUUUAAUAUAAUGUUUAUCGCAACUGUAAUAUAACCCUAAAGCACAUCAAUAUCAAUAUAAUUUGACAUUGUACAGUGGAUUUGAUCCGUAGAUAUGCAUCUAGGUGAGAUGCACUGCUGGUUCACAGGUAAGGAAAUCAAAGGACAAUGCUAAUGAUAGGAGGCUUGUAUAGCACACUGAUCCCAUAAAAUAGUUUAAGGUGCUGUUGAAUCAGAUAGCUGAUUUUUCAAAAACCCACGUAAAAGAUCAUUUAAUGCGGUAAAUAUCAUAAAAUGAUUUAAUCUUAAGCACAGAUUAGUACCACCUAGUGGUUGUGCUCAGAUGUCGUUUGCAUAGGAAUUACUAAUGCGUAGUCCCAAUAAGUCUGGUGACCAGUAGAAGUAGCAGCCAGUUCAUGACUAGAAGACUAAGACCAGGCUUGUUGAGUGAAAUGUUGACCACCAAUAUUUGUUGAGCUUUCAGAUUAGCACUUUCCACCAUUUUGUAAGCUGUUACAAGGGCAAGAAACAAAAAUGAGAACUAGGUAAAUGACAUGGCAGAAAACUUCUUAAGAGACAGGAUGGUGAGCUAAUAUGUGGGGUGGAGGGUGGGAGUAGUAGUGUGGUUGUGAACUAACAAGGUUUGACUGUGCACAAAGGUACCAAUUAUUCACUCAAGAACACCUGUGGACACUAGUCAGCAAAUGAUCAAGCCAUAAAACCAAAGAAACUUUAUAAUCUUGCUAAGUCCAGGCAGGAGCUUGAUGGAGCAAGUUUUUUUUUAAAACUGAGAUGGAUCUGCUGGGUUACUCGGUAAUGUUAACAAGAGAGGUUUUUUCUUAGCACUUAACAAUGUGAAGGAUGUUUUGUUCCCUCGGUGAAAGGUUGGCUGAGUGUUGCGGCCAGUCACCAGUUGUGUAUUGGCUGAGGGUAUUGUAACCACUUCUCUGAAUUUUUUUUUCAAUGAGGCUAUGCAAAGUAGAUGCAGUUCUUUCUCUUUACAAAGAUCUUAUUUGCAGAUGUUUGUUAUAUUGGCAGCCUUGGUGCACUGAUGCAUGCAUUAGGAACUCAUGAAAAAAAAUCUUAAUUUUCUGCCUUUACAAGAAGGCUAAUCUCUUUUCACUAUGCUUCACACCAGUAGGGCAAGUACCAAAAAUUUUUUUAAAAUGGAAUAUUUUUCUUUUCUUUUUUGUCUCUAUUUGUAAAUUUCUUGUUUCUCAUUUUUCAAAGAACUGUUAUCACCUUGCAGCACUUACUACUCAUGUUUGUGAUAAGGUGAAAUGCUGGCAACAUCUGCUGGCCAUGUCAAGGUACAUAUAUUGUACCUUAACUAGUUUCUCCAUUUGUCCACCCAGAGACGAGGAUUGGACAUGUGGGUCAGUUGGAUUUCUACCUCCAUGUUUCCAGUGCCUGCUUCACAUUUCUUGCUGUCUUAAGGUAUUCGUCCAUCCAUUCAUGCUGAUUGAGACAUCAAUGUCUGAACACUGCAACACUUGUUCUCUCAAGUUCAAUGUUGAUGGCAAACAAUGUACUUCAUAGUUUGCAUGUUCAUCUGUUUGUUUUUUUAAAGAGGUUCUAGUUGUAUGCACAAGUUGUCCAAGCUGAUUUAAAUCGGAUUGGAAGCUGUGAAUGAACGAAAUGAUAACAAGCACAGGUAAUGUUUUUUUUAAAGACUUCCCUGUUCAUUUAUUAUUCCAAAUACUGGCUUCUACAGACACAUUGUGGAACUGGGAAUCCGACUGUAGCCUUUAUUGUUAAGAUAGUGCAUUGUAGAUCAUCAUUGUACUUUGUUUACAGCGUCAGAGGUGUCACUAUCUCUGGUUGUUUUGGACAGUUGGCACUGAGCAUUUACUGUCAAAUAUGUAUUCCAUCCAGGUGAUGUUUAUGACAUGAACUGUUUGUAAUCCAUGAAGGAACAAGUAUUUAUUAUCAUCUUGUAUGAUUGAUACAAGGUGCUGAGAGAUUUUCAAUCCAUAGCUGUGAUACUUUUAAAGGUAUCUAAUGAUGUUUCGCCCCCACCCAAGGAGAUUUGAUGGGAGCUGGAUUUCAAAAUUUAACUUUUGACAAUGAAAGCCAUCACUGGCAUAAAAUUUACCUCAGUGUAAAAGAGCUGCUGCAAAACAGAAUAAUGAAAAAUCGUUUAUUUAGAAGACAUCUGUAUGUUGCAGACUUGGGUUUUGUUCAUCAAGUAAUUAGUGAAAAUGUUGAACAAAGACAAAUAUUAUUUUCUGUUUACUUUUAGAUCACCGUGAUCGAAACAUGAAGUUUAUUUUUUCUUUAGUAAAUUCAUGUUUCAGUUUUUAAUGAGAGUUGAAUUACAGUUUCUUCUUUCAUGCUCUAGAAGAGGUGUGGGCACCAGCAUAGACAAAUAACAUUAUCCUACCAUUCUUUAUGGUUGGUAUCACUUUUAAAGUGUGUGGCAUAUCUUAAUUUUCUUUUUUAAAUUUUAAAAUUGUAGAGUUAUUUUAUAGACACUCAAAUAACACUGUUAUAAACCAAAGGUGGAUAUGACCCAAGAAUAUGAACGUGGAACAAGCCAGAUGACUUUCAGAAACUGGUGUUAUGUUAAAAAGUGCUGGUGUCGACCGGAUAUAUAAAGGUAUCAUGAUUGGUUGGGAAGACAGGAUUCCAAGUUUCGCUUUCGUCGAGGAAGUGCUGUGUUCAACACCACUUGCUCAUUGCCUCAUGGGCAAACCUGUCAGUCCCAGAACAAUGGUGGGUUCUGUUGCUGAAACUUUUCUUGCAGUGCACUGCUCUUUUUAUGUUGUCUAGCUCCACUGACCUCUGACCUGGGUGUGAUAGAAUGUGUAUAUUUGCAUGUAGGUGGUAUGUGUGUGAAAGGGAGGUAGAGACAACAGAAGAAAAAUUGUAAAUUUAUAUUAAGCCAUCUUGCCUGUCUGCCCUUGCUUCAUUUUUUUGUUACAGGACAGCUUGUCUAUUGUGAGUGGUGUGGGGGCUUGCAUGUUGUAGUCACAUGCCUGUCUUUGUUCUCUGGAAACUGCAGCAUACUGUUAUAGGCUUUUUAUAGCUGUACUUGUUUUAAACUCUUCCAGAUGAGUACUAUGAUGGGAAAAAAGAUCAAAUUGUUUUAUCUUUUGGGCCCUUUCACCCUUUUAAACUAUGCACUGACCUUGGGUUGAGAGUGGGGCCUUUCCUGUGCAUGAGAAUGUAGCAUGUUUGUCCAGUUGCUCACGUCUUUGUAUGUGAGUGGUGUCAUGUUAACCAGUGUACAGCAUUUGUUUUUUCAACAGUAUUAUUCUUGAGUGUUGCAACUUGUGAGUCUUAUUAACUAUCAAUAAUGCUGUGGAUUCAAUAAUUAUUAUGUAAGUGAUUUAUCAAUGAUGUAUCCAAGAUCAGAAAGUCUUCCUUUGAGUUAGUGGUUCUUUUCCUCUCUUACAGUCACAGAUGUGUCAGAUGGUGAAUUUUGAUGAGAUAUGCUUGGUAUGUGGAUAGUCUUGCCCUCUUUAUCUUUUAGGAACAUGACCAAGUUUUGUUUUCAUGUCAGCAGAAACUUUUGACACCUUGUGUACAAAAUUGACCCACAGAAGUGUACAGAUUUAUGUAUGUAAAUAUGUUUGAUUUGUAUACAUAGCUGUUUAAUUUAUUUGCCAAGCAAUGUCAUGGGUUUGGGGUCGGAGAGAGGGAGGGAUGGUGAGGUGGCAUGUGGACGUAUACAGCAGAUGGGAUUUCGGGGUUGGGUGUGAUCUAGGAUUGGGUAUGAAUCUGAUGCGCUGGAGGUGAAGGAUUGAGACUGUGAUGAUGUAGUUUACUCGACCUUGUCCCCUAGCAAGGUGUGCUAGGGAAUGGCAUCAAGUCAGGGGAAAGUAUUACUCUAAGACUUGCCUCUUCUCUAUUUCUUAUUUUUAGAUCUUGCAUCACACACUUUUUUCUUUGGGAUGAACUUUGCUGUGCUGUUAUGGUUUUUUUUUAAAUUUUGUUACAUUUGUUUUUAAAUUAACAUUUCUUCAGUAUAAUUCCAUCUUUGGAUCAGGUCAUGCCAAUCAAAGAACAGCCUGUAAGGUACUGAGACUGUUCUUAAAAACCUACCUCCAAUGUUCCUUAUUGACUCAAGCAUAUAGGGGGAAAAAAAUCCAUCUAAAAUAAGGAAACUUAAUGUGACACAUCAGCAGUAUGGCAACUCUCAUUUUCUUCCUAUAAGCACCACAGGCAGCCGCCUACUGAUGUUCCAGGCCCCUGCCAGCUGAAUGCUUUUAACUCCUCUACAUCCUGUGCUUUGACAGCCAUGGGCAGACAAGUUGCUAAGUAGUGGUUAUGCAAGAACUGCACUCGCCCAUCAGCACUCUCUUGACCUUGUCACAUGCAUGUGAAGCCAGUUCAUUAAGGGAAGUUAAAGUGCUAUCUGAUGCUUGCCAGUUUUGAAAUGUGAUAAUGGAUGGUUUGAUAUUAAGCUAUUUACACUAUGUUGUUUUGUUGUUGCCACUGUGAGCAGAAAGCUGGUGUACAUUUUUGCAUAUAUUUAUGAAACAAAUACAACCCCAUCCUUGGCGGUUGAUAAACAAGAAAUCCAGGAAAAAGGGGACUUAUGUUUCCCCAAACUUUAACCCAUCACUAGUUACAUCAGGUGACGUGAAAAUGUCUUUUGGGGAAAAAAAGCUCUAUGCAACCAUUUCUGCAGACAGUAAACAGUCCCUCAUCUCUCAUAGAGGUGACAUGGAACCAUGGCCUUCUUAGCUUUGACACUCAGCACGAAUGCUGUGCUUACUGAAGACAAAUUGUAAUUCAUGUGAAUAUGUCUGGAGGCAGAUGUGCCAGAUUUUUUUUUAAAAUUGACCCUAUUCCUUGCACUGAAACAUUCAGUCCGUCUAGUUUAUCUUACUACUAAUUUUUCUGUUUGCUUUGUCCAUGCAUGAAUGGAGCACAUUGCUGUGCAUGAUUGCCAGGUGGUGGUGGUGGAUGAGUAGUGUACACACAUCUAUGUGUGCAUACAUGUGAGACAAUUGUCCAUCAUGAAUUCUUCAAGUUUUGCUUAAUGAUUUGUAUGACAUUUGACCUGUAGCAUUUGUUUCCUGUCAGCCAAAGUUGAAAUAAUUCGGGUCAUAGAGCAAGACUGCCCCAGUUCUUGGUGCAGUCCCUUGACUGAGGACAUAUUGGAAGACUGUAUCACGAUAACACCGAGAUCUAUGUUUAAAAAAUGGCAUUUGCAUGUUCAAAAUUUAGGUUCAACCAAGAUUAUCUGAGAUUAACGUGCAGCCCCAUACAUUGCCCAUUUCUGUAUGAAACACUUCUAAAUUAUAAGUAUGCUAAAAAAAAAGGUAUUAGCAUGACAACUACAUUUCGGUAGGGAAAAGGGGGACAGAUUUUUUUCAAAUGUGUCGAUUCCAAGAAAUGAAAGUUUAUAGUAAUAAUUUCCAUUCAUGAAAGGAGAGGAAUGAUGAAACACGACCUGUGCAUCUUUAGAGUCAUCAUAACAUCCCCUAACCAGUAAUGCCGGUGCAUCAGCCAAUAAUGGCCUUCACCUUUCGCUGUGGGGACAUGGUAGACUAAAUGUGUGGCCACACAGAUAUGAAAUAAAAGGGUCUAUUUUAAAUGGUGAUUUUUAGGGCACCUGGUGGAGGCAGAUCUGGGGUCAAAGAUUUGUGGCAAGCUCAGGAAGGUUUUGGUUGGGGAGCAUUGUGUGAGGCGAUGGGAGGGCAACGAUCAAGUUUCGUUACAACUGACACUGUUGCAGACACUGAGGUUUGCUUUAUCAGUCAACUAGCCCAACGUAUUAUGUUCAUGUUUUGAGCUAAUAAACCAAGAAACCUCCA